Dacryopinax primogenitus is the source of this 1095-nucleotide messenger RNA. RefSeq lists its product as uncharacterized. The transcript is spliced from 3 exons. NCBI's taxonomy places the organism in Eukaryota, Fungi, Basidiomycota, Dacrymycetes, Dacrymycetales, Dacrymycetaceae. The record is from RefSeq and is a predicted model, not a curated record. The coding region runs from base 1 to 1095 and encodes 364 amino acids.
AUGUCGCUCCCUCGCUCACUUGGCCGCUGUUUCUCAUCUUCAGCACGAUGCUUACUUCCUCCACAGAACGGACAAAACGCACCCUUUCAUCUUCCACCAGCCCUCACAGCAUCGCUACCAUCAGCAGAUGGACACUCGGCACUACCAAAACCCUUCCCGGAACUGCCUUCAGACCACCAAAUCCGUCCUCGCCAAACUAACCCGGAAUUAUCCCCGCUCUCUGCCCGCUCCGCACGCACAAUAUCCACAGCCUCAUCAGCCGAUGCAGCUUACAUCCUUUCUCUCUCCCAGCUCUCAGCUGCCGUCGCGCGCCGCUCUCGAGCGCUCGAUCUUCCCCAGGCUAAAACGGGACCCUGGGAUCUGCCGAGCGAGAAUCAGCUUGAAUUGGCGAGGAGAUUGCUUAAGAAAGGUGUACCAGUUGGAGGGUUGCGGGUAGAUAUGUCAAAAACUCAAUUGGGUAAUUGGAUCGCUGAGGCAAAAAAACAUGUCCCACCUGUCCACCGGUCAAAAUCUGUGCACCUCACUGAGCCAGAACUCGUAGAAGCAUACACGAAUCUCGGAUUUUCCUUUCCAGACGAGUACGAAAAGCUCAUCCCCCAGGAACGGGGACACUGGGUGCGUCGAGCGAGGGACCUUCUCGGCAUGCCUCUCAAUCCUAUCCAAAAGGGACAGCGCGCAACCCGACGCGGUCUGGCGCUCGCCCAUGAUCUCUCCCGCGCCCUCUCCCUCCCCUUGCCCUUCUCCCCAUCCAACGCAACCCGUGCUGAAGUGUCAGAAUACAUCACUUCCGCCCGCCUUCUCGCUCAUGCAAAAGACAUUCCAGUACUCCGCCAGAUCAAGCAAAAGAACGAAGAUCUCGAGGCGACAGGACAUUUGCGCAGGUUAGCAGAGAGUCUGGGAAUCAACAGCAAGGGUAAGAAGGCUAAGGAAGUACAUGGGGAAGUGGAGGCUAAGCUCAAGAGUGGCAUGCAGCGGCGGCGGGAGGAGACAGAGAGUGAGAAGAAGGGAAUGGGAGAGUUGGCUGCAUUCGUAAGAAGCUUCGAGGAAAGAGGCCCAGAAGAAGAGGAGCGUGCAGACGAGGCGCUGACGAAUUGA